Messenger RNA from Centrocercus urophasianus (Greater sage-grouse), 1540 nucleotides. RefSeq names its product electron transfer flavoprotein subunit alpha (gene ETFA). Lineage: Eukaryota; Metazoa; Chordata; Aves; Galliformes; Phasianidae. The transcript is spliced from 11 exons. The record is from RefSeq and is a predicted model, not a curated record. Gene Ontology annotation, molecular function: electron transfer activity; flavin adenine dinucleotide binding. The coding region runs from base 1 to 1044 and encodes 347 amino acids. Gene Ontology annotation, cellular component: mitochondrion.
AUGUUGCGGGCGGCGGCGGCGGCGCGCGGCGUGAGGAGGGCGGCAUCCCUGCUGCACCAGUUUCAGAGGCUUCAGAGUACGUUGGUCAUAGCAGAACACAACAAUGAGACUCUUACACCCAUUACGCUCAAUGCAGUCACUGCAGCAAAACGUCUCGGAGGCGAAGUUUCCUGUUUGGUUGCUGGGACCAGUUGUGACAAGGUAGCACAAGAGCUCAGCAAGGUGCAGGGUGUUGCAAAAGUGCUUGUGGCUCAGCACGACCUAUUCAAGGGAUUUCUAGCAGAGGAGCUGACUCCCUUGGUUUUGGAAACUCAGAAACAAUUUAAAUACACUCACAUUUGUGCUGGAGCAUCUGCCUUUGGGAAGAAUCUUAUUCCCAGAGUGGCUGCGAAGCUGGAUGUUGCUCCUGUUUCUGACAUCAUUGAGAUCAAAUCACCCAACACUUUUGUGAGAACUAUCUAUGCAGGAAAUGUUCUUUGCACCGUCCAGUGUGAUGAAGCAGUUAAAGUGUUUUCUGUACGGGGGACAUCUUUUGAGGCUGCGCCAACGAGCGGCGGCAGCGCCAGUGUGGAGAAAGUGACCCCUCCAGCACCUGUUGGUCUGUCGGAAUGGAUUGAGCAGAAGCUGUCAAAAAGUGACCGGCCUGAGCUUACGAGUGCAAGAGUGGUUGUAUCAGGUGGAAGAGGCUUAAAGAGUGGUGAAAAUUUUAAGUUGCUCUAUGAUCUUGCGGACCAAUUGAAUGCUGCAGUUGGAGCUUCCCGUGCAGCUGUAGAUGCUGGCUUUGUUCCUAAUGACAUGCAAGUUGGACAGACGGGUAAAAUAGUAGCACCAGAACUCUAUAUUGCUGUGGGAAUAUCUGGAGCAAUCCAACACUUGGCCGGGAUGAAGGACAGCAAGACCAUUGUUGCUAUUAACAAGGAUCCAGAAGCUCCAAUUUUCCAAGUAGCAGACUACGGACUGGUGGCAGACUUAUUUCAGGUGAGGCUCAGCUUUGGGCACGGGAGAGAGAAAGCUGUCAGAUGUAAUGACAGUUUAGGUAGGUAAUAGAAUCUAAUGGGGUGCUUGCUUUGGUCUGUUUUGCACAAGAGUUGGCUUUACAACUUCAUUAUUUUCAGUCUCCAAACUCAGUCCCCACAGAUGUUGAGAAGGGCGGGUUUCACAUCAGCCUGCCUGUGUUCACAUUUCCUGAAUGUGAGGCAUUCUGAGAACUGCACCUAGGUUCUGAAAUGAGUUUUUGAGCUUCAUAAAGUCUGAACGUACAGAGCUGGUGUUGUCUUCAGACUGCAGCAGUUCUCCUCCUGCGUGGGCUUGCUGCUUUACUGACACUGAGGCGCAGCUGGCAGUUUUCUGGCAAACUCACACGUGGGCUGGGCUGCCCACACGGCCGUACAUGGCAGCGGUGUGAGCUCACAGCAGCUCCAUGGAGGCAUGGGCAGAAGCUGUGCCAGCACUUAAUGCCAUUCCUGAACUAAUGCCUGUUGGCUCAGCGGUGAGCACGGGCCUUUGCGUUAGGCACAGACAAAGUCACAUUCUGAAGAAA